This is a messenger RNA of Trichomonas vaginalis G3, 690 nucleotides long. Its product is annotated as SGT1-like protein family. The transcript has a single exon. Bases 1 to 690 code for a protein of 229 amino acids. NCBI's taxonomy places the organism in Eukaryota, Parabasalia, Trichomonadida, Trichomonadidae. The record is from RefSeq and is a predicted model, not a curated record. Gene Ontology annotation, molecular function: protein-folding chaperone binding. Gene Ontology annotation, biological process: protein stabilization.
AUGGUUGAAUUGAAUCCACCUUCGACUAGUUUAGUUGUGGAAUUGUCAGUAAUUGAAUUAGUCAAAUCAGCUCAAUAUGAAGAAGCCCUGAGAGUAAUUCACUCAGAAAAUUUCGAAAUGACUCCUUUGUUAAUACAAAAUGAAGCAAAAUGUUAUCUAAAAACAAAUAAAGUUACAAAGGCACUAGAAAGUCUUAAAAGGGCAGAAGAAAAAGGAUGGCUUCUCCCUGAUAUUUUAAUGUUAAAAGGGCAAUGCUUAUAUAAAUUACAAGAAUGGGAAACAUCACUUAUAGCAUUCGAAGCUGCUGAUAAGAUAGCGUCUACGGCAGAGACAAAACAAUGGAUAACUCGCUGUCAAGCCCAUAUUGAAGUUGAAAAUUCACCAAACGCACCAAAUGUUUUCAAUUUUCAGCCACCGAUUAUAUCAGAUGUAAAGAAGGAAUGGUAUCAAAAUGCGCAAAUAGUUACAAUUCGAUUAUUCAUCAAAGAUGUUAAAGAAAAAGAAUUGAAAGUUAGCUUUUUACCAAAUUCUGUAAAUGUUUACAUUACUAGACAAAGACCAAUAUCAUAUCACUUGAAUUUACCUCAUGAAAUCAAUACUUCAGAAAGUUACUUCGUCCUAAACAGUUCUUCCAUUGAAUUAAAGAUGGAGAAGGUACAACACAUCACAUGGGAAAACUGUGAAGUUUAA